Poecilia latipinna (sailfin molly) is the source of this 1933-nucleotide messenger RNA. RefSeq names its product IK cytokine (gene ik). The record is from RefSeq and is a predicted model, not a curated record. The transcript is spliced from 19 exons. NCBI's taxonomy places the organism in Eukaryota, Metazoa, Chordata, Actinopteri, Cyprinodontiformes, Poeciliidae. Bases 188 to 1777 code for a protein of 529 amino acids.
GUCUGAAUGAAACGGCAGGAAGUGACGCCAUUGCGCCUCUACACAGCUUCAGACAAACACAACAAACAGUCGCAGAGAAAAACAGCUUCAACCGACAGAGAAACAAUUAAACACUGAGACUUAUACCGUCCCACAGCCGGGAUAAAUCUCCUGUCAGCCCGGAGCAGAGGACCAGAAGCCCGCAGAGAUGCCUGAGACUGAGAGCUACUCCAACCCUCUGGCCCCCGAGGGCCACGAAGUGGAUGACCACCGCUCUGCCGCGCAGUCCAAACUGACCAACGAUGACUUCAGGAAGUUGCUGAUGACACCUCGGGCUACGCCUGCCUCGGCUCCACCCACUAAGUCCAGACAUCAUGAAAUGCCGAGGGACUACAACGAGGACGAGGACCCCGCGGCCAGGAGGAGGAAGAAGAAGAGCUAUUACGCCAAGCUGCGGCAGCAGGAGAUGGAGCGGGAGAGAGAGCUGGCUGAGAAGUACCGGGAUCGAGCCCGAGAGCGCCGCGACGGCGUCAACAAGGACUACGAGGAGACCGAGCUCAUCAGCACCACGGCCAACUACCGGGCCGUCGGACCCACUGCCGAGGCGGACAAGUCUGCAGCAGAGAAGCGCCGGCAGCUGAUCCAGGAGUCCAAGUUCUUGGGUGGUGACAUGGAGCACACUCACUUGGUGAAAGGUCUGGACUUCGCUCUGCUGCAGAAGGUGAGAGCUGAGAUCACCAGCAAAGAGAAAGAGGAGGAGGAUAUGAUGGAGAAGGUCCAGAAGGAGACCAAGAAGGACGUAGAGCCAGAGGAGAAGAUCGAGUUCAAGACUCGACUGGGCAGGAACAUCUACCGCGUGGCGUUCCGGUCGGGCGUCCAGGAGAGGAAUGAGCUGUUCCUGCCCGGCAGGAUGGCUUACGUGGUCGACCUGGACGACGAGUUCACCGACACCGACAUCCCCACCACCCUGAUCCGCAGCAAGGCCGACUGCCCAAGCAUGGAGGCUCAGACGACUCUCACCACCAACGACAUCGUGAUCUCCAAGCUGACCCAGAUCCUGUCCUAUCUGAGACAGGGGACACGCCACAAGAAGAUGAAGAAGAAGGAUAAAGGUAAACUGGACGACAAGCGAGCUCCUGAAGCUGAUCUCAGCAUCUUUGACGACAUCGGGGACUACAUCCCGCCUGCCACGUCUAAACCCAAAGACAAAGAGCGCCACCGGGUACGAGACGAGGACAGCAAGAGCAGAAGACACGCCUACUUUGAGAAACCGCGCGUAGACGAACACCCACUGAUGGAUGUAGACACGGGUCCUGGGUCGAUCAAAGACCAGAUCAAGAUGAUCAAUGAGAAGUUUGGAACAGCAGCCAACCAGUGGCAGAACCAGGAACCUGGUUCCCAGAGGAGGGACUCCAGUAAGGAGCAGCUGGGAGAUUUCUUUGGAGGAUCCAACUCCUACGCAGAGUGUUACCCGGCAACGAUGGACGACCUGGCAGUGGACAGCGAUGAGGAGGUGGACUAUAGCAAGAUGGACCAGGGGAACAAGAAGGGUCCGCUGGGCCGCUGGGACUUCGACACCCAGGAGGAGUACUCUGAUUACAUGAACAACAAGGAGGCACUGCCCAAGGCCGCCUUCCAGUACGGCAUCAAGAUGUCUGAAGGCAGGAAGACACGUCGAUUCAAGGAGACCAAUGAGAAGGCAGAGCUGGACCGCCAAUGGAAGAAGAUCAGCGCGAUCAUCGAGAAGAGGAAGAAGAUGGAGGCUGAUGGCGUCGAUGUCAAGAGACCAAAGUACUGAAGACCUGCUGAGGUUCUGCUUUCUGACCCGUACCGACCUGUUGCUAGGAACUUUAAACACAGUCUGUUGUCAUGGAAACAAGAUUUAUCCUGAUUAUUGUAUCUGUUGUUAUUGAUCAGUUGUUGUGAUUUCCCAAUAAAAAACCAUCAGAUCCCA